Amblyraja radiata (thorny skate) is the source of this 6442-nucleotide messenger RNA. RefSeq names its product glutaminyl-peptide cyclotransferase (gene qpct). The record is from RefSeq and is a predicted model, not a curated record. Lineage: Eukaryota; Metazoa; Chordata; Chondrichthyes; Rajiformes; Rajidae. Bases 197 to 1303 code for a protein of 368 amino acids. Gene Ontology annotation, molecular function: glutaminyl-peptide cyclotransferase activity; zinc ion binding. The transcript has 7 exons.
CCUUAUUUGCCAAUCAAACGGAGUCUGGAAUGACGUAAGUGAAAAAUCAAACCUUUUUAAGUGCCCUGCAGGUUCUCAUUACUCAUAAGAUUGCUCACUAAUCUGUGAGGAAAGAGAGGAAGGGAGAGAGAGUGAGAGAGAGAGAGAGACAGAGACAGAGAGAGAGAGAGAGAAAACAAGCAAGCAAAAGUCGUAAAUGUGCUUGUUACAACAGCGAGACAUGGCUAACCAAAAGAGCAAGAUUUUUCUUCUAUUUGCGGUUUUAGUUUUUUUGCCAUCAGUCAUUUGCCAAACCCCUGAACAAGGAGAAUACAGAGCACCGUGGACAGAAGAAAAGCUAUUCCAUAAACCCAAAUACCUGACCGCCAAUGAUGUCCGUAAUAUGACAGCGCUGACCAACAUUUCCCAGAUGUGGUAUAAUUAUCUGAGACCAAUACUCCGUGAGAGGUAUCCAGGAUCUAUUGGGAAUGUUGCGGUACGCCAGCACAUCAUAAGUCAGUUAAGUGAUCUGCAGGCCGGCUGGGUCAUUGAAGAGGAUACUUUCCAGGAGUCAAUACCCUAUGGAACCGUCACGUUUUCCAACAUCAUCGCGACACUGAAUCCCUUAGCCAAACGGAGGCUAGUGCUGGCUUGCCAUCACGAUUCAAAAUAUUACAAUGAAUGGUGGUACAGCAGAGUCUACGUGGGUGCCACUGAUUCCGCUGUGCCGUGCGCUAUGAUUUUGGAACUGGCUCGUGCUCUUGACUAUCUGCUACUUCAGAUGAAGAGUAUGGUCGACAGGCCAGAUCUUACGCUGCAACUGAUUUUCUUUGAUGGAGAAGAAGCAUUCCAGUAUUGGUCAGAGAAUGAUUCCCUGUACGGUUCUCGACACUUGGCACAGCAGAUGGAGAGGAUUGCCCAUCCACCGGGCGCAACUGAUACCAACCAGCUCCAUGCAAUUGAUUUAUUUGUGUUAUUGGAUCUCCUUGGUGCACCAAAUCCGAGAUUUCCAAGUUAUUUUCCAAAUACAGCUCGCUGGCAUAAAAGACUACAGCUAAUAGAACGGCGCCUGCAUCGUCUGGGUGUACUGAGUGACCAUCCGACUGAAGUGAAAUAUUUCUGGACCAAAAUGCGUGCUGGGCACAUCGACGACGAUCAUAUACCAUUUCUGCAAAGAGGAGUUCCUAUUCUGCAUGUCAUACCGACACCUUUUCCUCAAGUUUGGCACAGCAUGGAGGAUAAUGAGAUUAACCUCGACCCAACAACAAUUGAAAACCUCAAUAAAAUACUGCAACUGUUUGUUUUGGAGUAUCUGAGAUUGUAAGUUAGUUCUCGGGUUCACAUAGAGUAAUAAUGGUCAUGACAGAGUUAAGUACUUCAAACGAAACGGAUUUCAACCAAUUCAAACAGUAGCCAUUCCCUGUUGCCUUAAAGUAAUUCGGAAGACAUUAUAACGAUAAUGCAACAUUACUCAUCAAAUUAAUAUGUGUUUGUACUUGAUAUGUUCAAUGAAUUAAUAUUAAUUGUUACUAACCAAUUAAUAUUUUAUGCUGUGCAUUUUUGGUAGACAAUGCAUAUUGUAUUAGUUUUUUAAGUAUCUUUGUUUCAGUAAACAUUUGAAACCUUUUUUGGUGAAUUUUGGCCGUAGAGUUGUUAUACACAUUUUAUGUGGGUAAAAGGUGUCGCUCAAUAUAAGAGAAUCAUCUAUUUUGUGUUUUGUAUUAUGUAUCUGGAACAAGGACUGGUAUUGAAGUGUUAUAGUAUGUGGUGUGAAAUCAAUUUAACAAUACUUUGUGGGGGAUAAUUUUCCUUUGGUUUCUGUUUCAAAACAUUUGGUUAUAUUCAACAGAACCAAAUGUGCAGAGUUGAGUAUCACCACCAGUUAACACUUUGGCAUCCAUUUAGUCCGUAAUAAAAGAUGACCAUUCUACCCAAAACUAUGGAAGGAUUCUACCUUUGCAAGCUGAAGAUGAAUAAUUAAAAUACGUACUGAGUUUCUAACGAUAGAGUAGCAUAGUCAGCACUUUUCUAAUAAUAUCAAUUUAAGUGGAGAGCUCCCCUUCCUUGACAGGUCACCCACCUACAGGGUUAAAACUAUUUGCUGCUGCUCAUACUCUUCUUUAACAAUCUAAUCACAUCAAAAAGGAUGUAGCGUUACUUUACACUGUACGUGGUGUAGGAUUUAAUGCUUGGUUACUUAUGCCAAACGUUAAUAUAGUACUGUACCAGAUUCUGAACUGAAUUUAAGAAGAGGGAUAUAAUGCACAGUUAGCAGUAGAUACACACAUUGGAUCUUGUGUGAGUUUUUUUUAAAUCAAGGAAGGGGUUUGUUUUAAUGUAUCUAUAUUUAUGGUUCCAUGGAGGAAACACAUUUUGUUUCAAUUUUUUUGCAUUAAAUAAAUUAGGCUGUGAGCCAAACAUCCUUAUUGGUAAAUUGUUCAAGUUGUUAAAUUCAUUGAUGUUAAGUUAAAGCCAUGGAUAAAGCCAACAUUUAUUACCCAUCAGUAUAUGCCCUUGAGGAGUGGAUGAGAGCCAUCAGCUGGAACUGCUGCAGUUUGUGUGGUGAGAGCACUCCCGCAGUGUCUUUGAGAAUGGAAAUGCAGUAUCUAAACACAGGGAUAAGAAAGCAAUAUGUUUACAAGUGGGGAAAUGGGAAGGUGAUGGUGUUCCUAAAUGCUUGCUGCUCUGGUCCUUCGAGGUAGUACGGUUUGUAGGUCCGUAAAGUGCUGGCAAAGAGAUUGUGAUGAUUUAGUGCAUUGUAUUUUGUAGGUGGAUAUUGCUCAUGGUUAAAAUCAGUGCUUUUUUAGUGAUGGUACCUCUAAAACAUUUAAAAGCUAGAUUUCAGAUGUUUUGCCCAAUGUUUAACCUGCAUAAACUUGUAUAUUUCAAUGGAUAAAUUAAUUAUUAAUUAAUUAUUAAUUAAUUUAUUUUAUUUUUUGAUUGUUUGUAAUCUUUAUCUAAUAUUCAAUAUUCAAACAAUUGAAAUUCGUACAUGCUGCUUGCAAGUUCCGAUACAAAUCUCAAUUAAACGCUCUUGACUCAAAUAAAAAUGUGCUUCUUACUGAUGAGUUAUUCGCAACUUGAUGUUUGAAUAGGUUGCUUUGUAAUGUACGAUUUCAACUCUGAACUAGAGUAGAAGGAUAUCACUUGUCAUUGUUAACCUACUUUAAAUGUGAUAGUUGAUGAAACAAGUUUCUUGCAUACAACUUUAUCUACGUUUAAACUUUUGUAAUGAAGGUACUUAAUAAAUGCACUACUGCAGAAGACAUGAGGUAGCAGGAAAGUAUGCUUGGAGAGCUGGGCUCCACAAGAUUUUUAGUGGAAUGUAGUAGUAAAGAAGAAUACUGGAAAAUAAUCAGUGCCAUCUACUUUAUUGUUUCAAAAUGCUAAUAUCUUCAAAUGUCUCAUUCCCACGACUUCUCAUUCACCUAAUCGAUUUUCCUUUCCUUUUCCCUCCUGACCACACAUUCUUCUUUUGUAAAAAAACAAGUCUCUCUCUGAGAUUGUUCCUUUCCUAAUAACAUAAUUAGGAAUAGCCUGCACCAUAUAUGAAGAGAAUGGCUGAUCUUCAACCUUAAAACCAUUUGCCCGCAUUAUCCCUUUAAUGUCCUGAAUUCUACUAAUUUCUGCCUUAAAUGAGCUUGGUGACUGAAUUUCCAAUGUCAUUUGGAUGGAAAGUUCACCAUUCCUUGCAUUACAAAAAGUCUCAUUCUCUCAGCCUUGAAUGGCUGUGGUCAGAUUAAACAUCAUCACACAUCUAGCCAGCUGACCCAUUUUUAAAAAAAUGUCGGUUUUAAAAAGAUCUUCUCACAUUAUUUUAUACUCUACAGAUUACAGGCCAAGUCGACUCAUUCUCUCCUCAUAUACAGAUCCAUCAUCCCUGGGAUCUUUGCUGUAUGACACUAUGGGAAGUAUAUCCCAUGUUAAGUACAGAGACAAAAACAACACAUUGCACACUAGGUGUGGCCUCACCAAUUCCCUAUAUAUUUGCGGUAAGACAUUUUUACGCCUAUACUCAGAUCCUCUGGUAAUGAAAGGACAACAUACCAUCGACCUUGCUAAUCACAUAGAGUGAGUGUUGAAAGCAUUGACAGGCCCAAAUAGCACAUUCACUGCUCCAUUCAAGGGAUGACAUCUUAAGUAAUUGAAUUAAGUAACUGCCCCAGUUGCUAUGUUAGAAAUUGAACUUGCAAAACCAAAUAAUCGUUGCAGUAAUUUAACCAUAACAUUACCACAGUCAGAAUGGAUAAAUGCAAGCUUUUUAAUCUUUCACCUGAAAUUGCAUAUUUUAAACUAAGGAGAUCAUCUGAGGUAGGACAUCGCAGGGAGAUAGAAAAUAAGGCUUUUGGUACAUUGGCCUUCAUCGGUCAGGGUAUUGUGUACAGCGGUUAGGACGUUAUGUUAUUGUAGUACAAGACUCGGUGAGGCUGCAUUUGGAUAAUCAGUUUUGGUUACCCUGCUAUAGGAACAAUGUCAUCAUGCUGGAAAGAGUGCAGAGAAGCUCUAUGAGGAUGUUGCUAGGACUUGAGGGCUUGAGAUAGAGAGAGGGGGCCUGAGGUAUAGAGAGAGGUUAGGCAAGCUAGAACUUAAUUCCUUAGCGUGCAGGAGGCUGAGGAGUGAGGUUAUAGAGGUAUACAAAUUCAUGAGGAUAAUUGAUUGGGUGAAUGCACCCAGGAUGGGGAAUCAAGAACCAGAGGACAUAUGUUUAAGAUGAGAGGAGAAAGAUUUAAUAUGAACCUGAGGGGAAACCUUUUCAGAGGAGGUAGUUGCGCCAGGUGCUAUAAUAACAUUUAAAAAACACUUGGGCAGGUACAUGGAUAGAAAUAGUUCAGAGGAAUAUCGGCCAAAUGCAGGUAAAUGGGUCUAGCUUACAUGGGGUAUCUUGGUCGGCAUGGGCCGAAGGACCUGUUUCCAUGCUCUAUGACUCCGUGACUAUGACCCAAUCUGGAGGAAAAUGUAGAAAAUAAUGCCUGAAUGUUGACACAAAGUCAGACUUGAUAAAAUGGGACGAGCAAAGAGGGGGCUUGGUUGGCACGGGCGAGUUCGGCAGAGAGGACUGUUUCUGUGCUGUAACGCUCUUUGACACUAAUUAUUUACAAAGACUGUUUUUUACAUUUCUCAAAAGUUUAGAUAUCCUUUCUAUUAUACAGUAACCAGAAUUGAACACCAUGUUCCCGGUGUGACUGGGGUCACCUCCAGAGCUUGCCUUAAUUUCAUCUCUAAACAUUUCACACAGUAUAUACAAUGUUCCAGGGUCAAUGUGGCUAGAUUUUAUCACUUUAAGAACAUAGUCAGGAUCUAACUGAUCAUUGUUUUGCUGUUCACUUCUUUUGAGAGUAUCCAGCUCUGCAUCAUGCUUUAUCAAUUAUUUGCGCUUUCCCUCUUACCUUUGACAACAACAUUUACAACAGAUAGACCACUCCUUCAGCCCACUUGUCCCUGAAUAUAUUAUACGUAUCAUUGUAAGGAUGUAUAUAGGAUCUAACUGUUCCUUAUAUUUGCUGUUCACAAAGAUGUAUCAAGUUAAACGAAUCUCCUCAAAUAAACAGGCAUUUGGAAUUAUUUUCUUUACUGACCCAUAUAAUGUGACUAAAGAAAAUAAUUCCAACUGUCUGUUUAUUGAAUAAUUACUUAUACUUAAGGGAACUGAUAGUGAAACAAUUAACCUUUAUUUUAUAUUAGAGUAACUUAGCAGGUUAGGCAACGAUUUGGAUUGGGACCCUUCCUCAGUCUGAAGAAAGGUCCGAACUGAAAUGUCACCUCUCCCUGUCCUCCAGAGAUGCUGCCUGACCCAUUGAGUUACUCCAGAACUUUAUGUUUUGUCUUUGUAAAGCAGUUCCUUGUUUCUCAACCUUUGUUUUAACUUUUUAUUUUAUUUUAGCAUUUCAUAUUUCCAUUUUCUUGCUCCGUAACUACACAAAAAGGGCUUUUAGGAAGGAAAAUUGAGAAAUCUAAAUUUGAGGAAGUAAUGAGGGGAGGUAAUAAAUACAUGAUUAUCAAGAUAAGAGAAGAAUUAGAAAUGAACGUAAAGGAAACAGACUAUUUCUGCAUUUGUCACCAAUAUUGGCUAAAAUUAGUCAAUAGCAGAGAGGUUUUGGCUUGGAAUUGUGCUCUGUGGUAUCAAUAGUGCAAGAUCACUUUCUUUAAUAUUUCUUUAUUCCCUUCAUCAAAGGAAAUGCAAGAAUCAAGGUCAGGCCUUCAUUAAAAUGUUUUAGGAAAAAACAUGAGGCAAGAAUGUUUAAUUGUCAUGUGUACUAACUACGGAACGAUUAGAUUCUUACGCAGCAAUAUCACAGCAAAUAUUGUUUUUUUUCUUUCCAUGCAAUAGAAUGUACCUUGUAUGUUAUCUGCCAAAUUAGUUCAUGUACAUUAUCAUACUUCAGUAAGUUUACAAAAGCAUUCUGUAUUUUUAUCUAUUUGUGAUAUGCUUGCUUUCCAAAUAAAGGCUUGAUUGUUACAAAAA